UUGAGUGGCCUGGAUGUCCACAAACAAUCUCACAAUUCUGAAUGAAUUCAUUCUACUGGGAAUCACAGAUCGGCCUGAGCUGCAGACUCCACUAUUUGUGCUCUUCCUCCUUGUUUACAUGGCCUCAGUGGUGGGUAACCUGGGCUUGAUCAUCCUCACCAUGGUAGACUCUAGGUUACAAACACCCAUGUACUUUUUCCUCAGACAUCUGGCCUCCACUGAUCUUGGUUAUUCAACAGCUGUGGGACCAAAAAUGUUAAUUAAUUUUCUUGCAGACCAGCAUACAAUCUCACUUAAUUGGUGUGUCACCCAACUCACUUUCUUCUGUAUUUUCAUCACUGCUGAAAUUUUCAUUUUAUCAGCAAUGGCCUAUGACCGCUAUGUGGCUAUCUGUAACCCACUGCUCUACACAGUCAUCAUGUCACAAAGAGCAUGUCACCUGCUGAUGGUGAUAAUUUAUCUCUAUGGUGUUUUUGUGUCUUUGCUGAUCAUCCUAAAAUUUUUCUUAUCUUCAUUUUGUGGCUAUAAUGUCAUCAGGCAUUUCUACUGUGAUACUCUGCCCUUGAUAUCUUUGCUCUGCUCAGACACACAUGAAAUUAAAUUGAUAGUACUGAUCUUUUCAGCUUUUAAUUUAGUGUCAUCUCUUCUGAUAGUCCUCACAUCCUACAUGCUGAUCCUCAUGGCCAUCCUCACGAUGAGCUCUGCAGAGGGCAGGCACAAGGCCUUCUCCACAUGUGGCUCUCACCUGACAGUGGUGGCUGUCUUCUAUGGAACUCUAUUCUUUAUGUAUUUGCAGCCCAAAUCCAGUCAAUCCUUUGAUACUGAUAAAAUGGCCUCUGUGUUUUAUACCUUGGUGAUACCCAUGCUGAAUCCCAUAGUCUACAGUUUGAAGAACAAAGAGGUGAAAAAGGCCCUAAAGAAAACCUGGAAAAUACGUGCUAAUUUUCUAUUUAAAAUUCACUGUAGUAUUUGGUAA
Choloepus didactylus (southern two-toed sloth) is the source of this 976-nucleotide messenger RNA. RefSeq names its product olfactory receptor 8K3-like. The transcript has a single exon. Lineage: Eukaryota; Metazoa; Chordata; Mammalia; Pilosa; Megalonychidae. Bases 14 to 976 code for a protein of 320 amino acids. Gene Ontology annotation, biological process: G protein-coupled receptor signaling pathway; sensory perception of smell. Gene Ontology annotation, molecular function: G protein-coupled receptor activity; olfactory receptor activity; odorant binding. The record is from RefSeq and is a predicted model, not a curated record. Gene Ontology annotation, cellular component: membrane.